CUGUCAUGGCCCUGGGUCAUGCGACCCAGUAUGUUGAGUUUUUUGGUGUUUUGUUAUUCUUUUUAGUCUAGUUUUCAUUUCAGCUUAUUUAGUUUCAUUCUGCCAUGUUUUGUGUCUAAGUUUUCCUUGGUUGUAAGAUUCAAGUCAUGGCCGUGUCUUCUUAUGUUUCCUGUCUUAUUUUGAAAGAGCUUGGUGUGUUGUGUUUAUUGUAUUUAGUUUCACGUGUCCUGUCAUUAUGUUAAUUGUUGUCAGCCGUGUUUCCCAUGUGAUCCGACUCCCCUUGAUUAUUCCUCAUGUGUAUUUAGUCUGUGUGUUUCCCUCAGUCAGUGUCGGAUCGUCUGUUAACCUCACCACAGUUUACUUAGGUUUGCUCUAUUGUUUCUCUGUGUUUUCUAGUUUACUCAGUGUUCAUAGUUUGUCAUAGUUUUUCACUGAGUGUCUCAGCCUUUUUGAUACAGAGUUCAAUAGCCACCUUAGUUUCCCGAGUGGCUGGUCUUUCUUUUGCCAUCUGCCAAUAAAGGGCUCGCUUAUUUUUUGAAACUACGUUUUAUCUCCACCGUGUCUGCAUCUUCGUCUACCUCUUUCCACACACCGGCGCACCCCGGCGUGACAGUACGAUCCGACCAGUAUGGACCCAGCGGUCACUACUGAUGGGAUCGGGGAGGAGCUGCAGCGGCUCAGCCGGAUCAUAACACGCAUCUGUGGGUGCGCGGACCCCAGAGUGGUGUCCACUGGGUUGGCGGCCAUAGACGCCAUCCUUCAGAAGGCGCCACAGCUCCGGCAGUUUCCCCAGCUUUUUGAGGCGUUCGACUCUCUGGCCCCCCUGAAGGAGGAGCUUCGCGCCCGUGCGCUGGCUCAGAGAGUGUUGAACGCCGCCUCAGCACCUACGACUCCGACCCGUAAACGGUUGUCGUCGCCGCUGCCUCACGAGCCGGAGGCAGUCAGAGUAGGGACACUGAGGCUCACCGCUGCACCGCCAUCUUCUCACCGUUCAUCGGCUCCCCCGCCUCCGCCACAGUCAAGCUGCACUGAGCAGCACACGGAGACGGUGGAGGCCAUAGAUUUUGGUGAUGAUGAGCGGCAGCAGGUGUUACGGGCUUAUCGGGAGGAGGAGCUCCGUUGGAAGCCCUGGCUCAUUCCAGAGGAGGAACUCUCACCUGUUGCACCGCCUCGGACGAGCCGCUCGGCCUCUCCACCCCGCUCGGACUUUACUUCACCUGCCUCUUUUCUGGCGAGGAUGUGGGAGGACGACGAGGAGAUCACCACCACGUCACCCUUGGCUUCGGUGGCUUCAGCAUCCAUCGUACCCACUUCCAGAAAGAACCGGCGUCAGCGCCGCCGUCGCACCGCGCUACCCUCGGGGGUGAGUGACUGUGUGUCUGUGUCUCAUGAUCCUCCUAUAGUAAAGAGCGAGAUGUGUAUUGAUUCGCCGGGCCUGGAAACUAUAACUGAAUUGUGUUCUGAGACUGGAAGUACAGUGUUUAGUUGUUUAGAAAAACCUACUACGGAAAUCAUGGAGUUCGACCUCUGUGAGCGGCAGCAAGCAGCUCUCAACACCACCCAUUCUCUUAAUAAAUGAUGAAAGUGUUGCUCAAGAACUCAUGUUUGGUGUGAAGGGUGGUGAUAUAACCUCUGGUCAUGAGUGGUGUGACUUAAAUAAUGACACCCUGUCUGUACCUGGUGAUCAACCUGACUGUUCCUUAGCUCAUUCAUCUUGUGACUCUAAUACUUGUUAUGAAUUGUGUAAGAUCAAAUUAUUGUGUAAACCAGAGGAAAACAAUUCAAAGCGACCUCUGAGUGAUGCUCUCACUCCUGUACUCAACAAGCACAAUUCGCCUGAGUUUUGUGUUUCUGGUCAAGAGAACAGUAAUGGUAAUGUGGUCUGUGUUCUGAACCCUAAAAGUGAAUUGUGCCCCCCAGAAGAAGAAGAUGGGGGACACAUGUCUGAACCAUGUAGCUCCAGCUCCCCUCGGGGCGCAGUGAAUGCUGAGGCUGAGAUCUGGGCCUCCGAUACUGUCUCCAAUGAUCAUGUUUUACCUUCAGUUUGUGUAAAUUUGGAAUCAUGCUCUUUUGUUUCUCCUAAAUCAUUUCAGGAUGGGGUGUUGGUUGGGAGUACUACUGACUUAGUAAGCUCACAGUCUGCACCACCACUGGCAGCCACAGCUCUUUUAAACACAGUGUCAGCUGCACCUCCCUUCAUAGGUGACUCAGAGUCUCUGUCUA
Messenger RNA from Oreochromis niloticus (Nile tilapia), 2223 nucleotides. RefSeq lists its product as uncharacterized. The coding region runs from base 629 to 1579 and encodes 316 amino acids. The record is from RefSeq and is a predicted model, not a curated record. The transcript has 2 exons. Lineage: Eukaryota; Metazoa; Chordata; Actinopteri; Cichliformes; Cichlidae.